UCCCUCCUCGCCCUCCCUGUUAUAAAACAAGUCCAGCAGCAACGUGGGAUAUGACCAAACCAAAAGGCUACUGGUCACCUAACUCGGUCUGGACAUCUCUGGUCUGUGACCAUUCCUACCUAACCCCAAGUCUGGCACUAGACUGUCUACGUGAUACUAGUAUUUGGGUGUUCGGGGAUUCCAAUGGCGUUCGUCUCUACGGACAGCUUAGAGGCUGGAUACAGUGUAGCACCACACAGAGUGGUGCAUGGCCGUACAGGGAGGUGUGCAAAAACUCAGGAAACAACAUAACAUUGACCUUCACCCCACACGAAUACCCGCUUUAUCUCGGUUCUGAAUGGACGAACACGCUUCCGUACGACAGUGUAGCCCAACAUAUAGACGCUAUGCCUUCAAAUGGCAAAAUCAUUGUGGUGUUCCACUACUUUCUUCACGCUUUGACAUCACAUUUAAGUCUAGCCGAGCUCCGUCUUCGAUCUGUAACUGAAGCCUGCAAGCGACUUUUGGACAGAAACCCUGAUGCAACAAUAGCUUUUCGUGGUCCACACGUUGCUUCCCUUGAAUGGGAUUACAACCAUACAGUCAGUGGAGACAGUUUAGGAGAAUUUUAUUUAAAAAUAAUAUUAAACGUUUUUAAAGAACUUAUGAAGAGAGUAGUUUUUCUAGACGGCUGGGAUAUGACAAUAGCUUUGGAAAACUCAGGAUUCCACCCAACAGAUAACGUUCCAAAAUAUCUCAUCAAUACGUUGUUGGCGUUCAGAUGUAACUCUACAGGGUAUUUCAGACGAAGCUAGGAUCUUAAAACAAUACUUAUUUUUGUUUACAGACGGCAAUUUAUUUCUUAGAAAUCCAUACCAAGUGUGUGCUAUAACA
Molecule: messenger RNA, 873 nt
Organism: Physella acuta
Lineage: Eukaryota; Metazoa; Mollusca; Gastropoda; Physidae
Product: NXPE family member 4-like
Source: RefSeq, a predicted model, not a curated record